Messenger RNA from Coffea arabica (coffee), 2519 nucleotides. Lineage: Eukaryota; Viridiplantae; Streptophyta; Magnoliopsida; Gentianales; Rubiaceae. The record is from RefSeq and is a predicted model, not a curated record.
CUUUUUCUGUGAUCAAAACGGAGCAUCAGCAGUACUCUGGUUGGACAGGGGAAGAUGAUGAUGGCCUUAUCCAUUGCUGCUGCUGUUGCCUCCCCAGCUCAUCAUCCAAAGCAAACUCUAAAACCCCUUAAACCCCUUAAGCCCAUACUUGGUCUUCCACUUCGCAUAAGUAGCCGGCUCUCAGUUCCCAAGCUUCAUCUUUCCGACCACCCCUUUGUCCCUGAGGUUGAAAGAGCAGUGGAUUCGUUGCACUCGGAGUUCAGAGCUGUGGAUAAUCUGGUGGCCCGCAAUACUGCUCGUGUUCUCAAGGCUUUUCAAAAUGUCCGGGUCGGAUCUCAUCACUUUAGUAGUAGCACUGGCUAUGGACAUGAAGAAGCUGGAGGACGUGAAGCCCUUGACCAAGUUUUUGCAGAAAUUUUCGGUGCUGAAUCUGCCAUUGUUCGAGCACAGUUUUUCUCAGGUACCCAUGCCAUUACUUGUGCUUUGUUUGCCUUCCUGAGGCCUGGGGAUGAGCUUCUAGCAGUUGCCGGUGCUCCUUAUGAUACAUUAGAAGAAGUUAUUGGAAUCAGGGACUCUCAUGGAGUGGGCUCUUUGAAAGAUUUUGGAAUAGAGUAUAGAGAAGUCCCACUUAAGGAGGAUGGCAGCCUUGAUUGGGAUGCACUUAAGCUUGCUGUAAAAUCGAAGACUAAAUGUGCACUCAUUCAGAGGUCGUGUGGUUACUUAUGGCGUCACAGUUUGAGUGUUACUGAGAUAGGAAGGGCCAUAGACAUUAUCAAGGUGCAGAACCCUAACUGUUUGGUCAUGGUUGAUAAUUGCUAUGGUGAAUUUGUGGAGAAUAUUGAACCUCCUAUGGUUGGUGCAGAUCUAAUUGCUGGGAGUUUGAUAAAAAAUCCUGGUGGAACAAUCGCUCCUUGUGGUGGUUAUGUUGCUGGUAAGAAGAAAUGGGUGGAAGCAGCAGCAGCUCGUCUCUCAGCUCCAGGACUUGGUGUUGAUUGUGGUUCAACACCUGGUGAUAUAAUGCGAACUUUUUUUCAGGGUUUAUAUCUUUCACCUCAAAUGGUUGGGGAAGCAGUUAAGGGAAGCUUUUUGAUUGCUGAAGUCAUGACAGAUAAAGGAUACAGGGUGCAGCCUCUUUCUCGGAUUCCACGUCAUGAUACUGUGCAGGCUGUGCAACUUGGAAGCCGUGAACUUCUGCUUGCUUUCUGUGAAGCUGUGCAAAGAAGCUCUCCAGUAGGUUCCUUCACUCGGCCAGUUGCAGGAGCAACUCCCGGCUAUGCGUCGGAGGUGAUUUUUGCUGAUGGGACGUUCGUUGAUGGGAGCACAAGUGAACUCUCAUGCGAUGGGCCAUUACGGGAGCCCUUCUGUGUUUUUUGUCAGGGUGGCACUCAUUGGACACAAUGGGGACUAGUUUUAGGGGAAGUUUUAAAACUUUUGUGAUAGAGAGUUGGAAUAAUUAAGAAGGGUGCUUUGAAGCAUGAUCACGACAUAUUGGUAUACCACAUGAGGUUAUAAGUGGCCAUGAAAUGACAGCCAGCCUAAAAAGGACUGUUCAUUUGCUGUUAUGACGUGAUCUUACAAUCAGCUGGAAUAAGGUAACGGACCUAAUGAAUAAUUUUCUGCCGUGCAAUACUCUAAAACAUGAUUCAUGAUCGUUUUAAUCAUCUAAAUUUUGGGCUUGACCUUUCUAUAUGUCUUAGGCUCUACCGGUGGGAGAACCAUAAACUUGGUCGGAGUCUUUUGAGUAUAUUGGCAGAGGCAGGAAAAUAGUGGUUAUCUGAUUGUUCUUUAGCUACCAAUUUUGAAAAGUUGUUUCCCUGUCUUUAGCUCUUAGCCCAGCUUUAUGCUGGUUUUGGGUGGCAACAUUAUAGGGUAACCAUGACCUUAGAUGUUACAUGAUAAACAUGAUUGCUUCCCUGUUAUAUCUGGUAACAAGAGGGAAUAAGUGUUGAUUCUGGCAUAAAGCCUGUUUCUCUCUUUUGGUAUUAAGAAAGAAGCCAAUUAAACAGGUUCGUGUACCCUUAAUAUGGUAAUAGUACUUGAGAACAGAGACGGGAAUAAUAGUUCAUGGAGGAAAGUUUUAAUUUUAAGCAGUGUGAUGGAAAGGGAUAUGGAUGUUGGAUCCAUUUGGCAUCUUCUUUGACUGUUUGUGCAUGUAAUAGUUAUUGUUUGAUUCGUUUCUGGUUAAAAUUGUCAGGGUUGUGGCUGCUUCAUGAAGCAACAAAAUGUUCAAGAGAUAUUCAUAUCUCAGGUGGUGGAUAAUUACAAUCUGGCAGUCUCUAUUUUCUUCUCCACCUCCCCAAAACCCCCUCCUUUCUUGAUAUUUUUCUGCAGCAUAUGCUCAAUUUUGUCUCCACACAUUCUUCUAGAAACUUGUCUCUCUCUUUUUUUUUUUUAAAGAUAUAUAUUCUCCUAGAAAUGUUAAUGUGUCGGCAGCAAAAUUUUUUAGCAAAUUAUAAUGCAGGAGAUUUGGGGUAUCCCAAUUUUGUUUCAACAUGAAAAAAUCUCCCUUCUGGUUUCAA